AUGGGCUCUAGGGAUGAGAUCAAUGAUUCUGGGGAGCCUGAAAUCAUCAAGAAAUUCCUCGCGGAUUACGAGACGAAAGACAUCCACUACCACAAGAAGAUCGCGAAAUUCGUGAGCGAGACUUGCGAGAACUUUCUCAGCAGCUCUACGUAUGAUGCGACUGUCACGUAUCGUGCAAAGGCUGUGAAGAGUUUGCGCAAGAAGCUUUGCGAUCGAUACCCAAAGGACCGAUACGCGUCAAGCGAUGACAUCAGGAACAAAGUUGUGGACAUUUCAGGAGUCCGCAUAGCCCUCUUCUUUCCGCAUCACAAGGAACGUGUCAACAGCUUCCUCGAGAAACAAUUCAAGAUUGAAGAGAAGAUUAACCAUCCGAAAAGUGAUCGGAAGGAACAGAAAGAGGAGAAAGAGGGGAUGGCGAGCGCGUUGAACAGGGAGCAUGCAGAAGACAAAUACGAAAACCGGUUCAGGGGAUACCAAGCUACGCACUACCGCGUGCGAUUGAAGCCUGAGAAUUCGCGCAGGGAAUUCCAGUUGACUGAUCAAAUCGAGAUCCAAGUCAUGUCGGUUCUGCAAAGCGCGUGGUCAGAGGUGGAGCACAACAUAUCAUACAAGCAGCCAACAGGGGCUCCAUCCUAUGCAGAGAGGACCAUGCUCGAUGGCCUAAGCGGGCUUGUUUCGAUUGGAGAGCUAUACUUGGAACAGUUGAGCCAGAUCUACGACACACGCAUCGCAAGAGAGAAAGACCGGAACGAACCUUUCGCCAACAAGUACGAGUUGGGUUCCUUUCUCUUCUCCAAUAUGGAGGAGAAUGGAAUACGCGCAGACGAAUUCGCCAUGUCUUCCGUCGAGCUUCUUCGGAAAUUCUUGAAGUUGGGUUGCGUCAACUUUGACUCCAAAGUCAAGCUUGGCCAAAAGCUCGUGGACUUGAAAGUCACGAGAAACUGGGAGUCUUUAUUGCAAUCUCGCCAUGGGGCCUCAGACAAACCAAAUGCAGCACUUGUGGUAAUGGAACGUCUCAUGAAGGAUCCCUCGCUCGGUCUCGAAGCGCGAGCUAAGAGCUUCAAGCCUCAAUCGGACAGGGAACGAUGUAAGGUCUUGAUAAGUACCAUCAUUUCACUUGAUGAGUUGUUCCCUCCGGUUUCAUCCUGGGUCCUUGCGCUUACGGGACAUUCCAAUGACCUCACCGAUCUUGAAUGGCUUAUGACAAAGCAAGCUCCCAAGAAUAUUGUGCUCAAUCAAGACCAACAAGUGGACCAAAAAGAUUGCCUGAAGCUACAACAUCUCUGGACCUGGUUCCAAGCGCAUCCAUCACUCAUCGUCAAAUUUGUUUUUGACAUCUCGAAGCUUGGAGUCCUCAGAGAUUUCCCACAAGAAGUUGAGCUUCUUGACAGGAUUUACCACAUGAGUAAGGAGUAUAUGGUUGCUAAGUGA
Messenger RNA from Lasiodiplodia theobromae, 1431 nucleotides. RefSeq lists its product as uncharacterized. The record is from RefSeq and is a predicted model, not a curated record. Lineage: Eukaryota; Fungi; Ascomycota; Dothideomycetes; Botryosphaeriales; Botryosphaeriaceae. The coding region runs from base 1 to 1431 and encodes 476 amino acids. Gene Ontology annotation, biological process: guanosine tetraphosphate metabolic process. The transcript has a single exon.